AUGGACAAAUCAUGGAUGUCAAUGAAUAGAUUGUCACGUGAAUAUGAGGAUGGGGUAGAAUCUUUCAUUCAAUUCGCCUUGCAAAGUGCCAAAGACUCGAGCAAAAUUCUUUGUCCUUGUGUGAAGUGUGGUAAUAUAUACACAAAAGAUGUGUUUGUGGUAAGAGCACACUUGUGUUCAUAUGGUAUAGACCUAACAUACCAAACAUGGGUAUUUCAUGGGGAAAAAUCCAUACCUUCAAACCAAGUCAACAAAAAAGAUAACACAUUGGGAGGUAUUCCACAUGAAGAUAAAGAGGAUCCUAUUGAUAUGGUACGCGAUGCAUAUGAGACUUAUCAAGAUAAUCCCAAUCAAUUUAUGAAGUUACUUGAGGAUGCCGAGAAGCCUUUAUACCCCGGUCAUAAGAAGUUCACGAAGUUAUCGGCAAUUGUGAAGCUGUACAAUUUGAAGGCAAAGUAUGGGUGGAGCGAUGUCAGCUUUAAUGACUUGUUAGAUUUAUUAAGGGAAAUGCUUCCUGAUGGCAACGAGUUACCUACGUCGUUAUACUAUGCAAAGAAAAGCUUAGGCACAUUGGGCAUGAGUUAUGAGAAAUUUCAUGCUUGCCCAAAUGAUUGCAUUCUAUAUAGAAAUAUGUGGGAGAAUUAUGACCAAUGCCCUACAUGUGGGUUGUCAAGAUGGAAGAAGAUUGGAAAGGGGGAUAAGUUAAAUGUUGGUGUUCCUGCAAAGGUAUUGUGGUAUUUUCCGCCAAUCCCACGAUUUUUGAGAAUGUUUCGAAAUAAAGAAAUAGCGAAAGAGUUAACGUGGCAUGCUGAUAAAAGACGUGAUGAUGGGUAUCUACGACAUCCAGCUGAUUCACCAGCUUGGAAAUUAGUGGAUAAAGAAUGGCCAGGAUUUGCUUCGGAAACACGAAGUUUAAGAUUAGCAUUAUCUGCUGAUGGUAUUAAUCCACACGGUCAAAUGAGCUCUUCAUAUAGCUGUUGGCCAGUAUUAAUUGUGACGUACAAUCUACCUCCUUGGUUGUGCAUGAAGAGAAAGUUCAUGAUGUUGACGUUAUUAAUAUCUGGUCCAAAACAACCUGGAAAUGACAUAGAUGUCUACUUGUCACCUUUGAUUGAUGAUUUGAAGAAGUUAUGGGAUAUAGGCAUUGAAGCAUAUGACGCAUAUCGAAAAGAAAGUUUUCUCCUCAAAGCUGUUCUUUUAUGGACAAUUAAUGAUUUUCCCGCUUAUGGGAACUUAUCAGGAUGCACUGUGCAUGGAUAUCUAGCAUGUCCAAUAUGUGGAGAGAAAACGUAUUCUACUAUGUUAGAACAUAGUAGAAAAAUUGUAUAUACAGGACAUAGAAGAUUUCUACCCGUACAUCAUCCGUAUAGAAGGCAAAAGAAGGCUUUUGAUGGUCGACAAGAGUUUGGCACAACCCCAGUACCGUUGACUGGCCAUGAGGUACAUGAAAAAGUCCAGAAUAUAAAUUGUGAAUGGGGAAAGAAGGACAAAAACAAAUUAAAUUAUGAUGUUGGAGAACCACAUAGAAAAAGGAAGGCAAAAAGAAAAUCAACGGCACCAAAAGAAUCACAAAAAGAUGAAAGAAAAACAUGUUGGAAAAAGAAGUCGAUAUUCUUCGAUCUUCCGUAUUGGGAACGUCUACAUGUACGCCAUGUUCUUGAUGUGAUGCAUAUUGAGAAAAAUGUGUGUGAGAGUGUCAUUGGCACAUUACUUAACAUUUCAGGGAAGACAAAGGAUGGAAAAGCAGCGAGAUUAGAUCUCUUCAAAAUGGGGGUACGAACUGAGUUAGCACCCAAGGAGGUUGGAGACCGAACAUAUUUGCCUGCUGCAUGUUACACGUUAAGUAAGGAAGAGAAAAGGCAUGUGUGCAAAUCAUUGCAUGGAAUGAAAGUGCCUAUAGGGUAUUCGUCUAAUGUAACAAGCUUGGUGAACAUGAAGGAUUUGAAAUUGGUUGGCAUGAAGUCUCAUGAUUGCCACACUUUAAUGCAACAUUUGCUUCCUGUUGCAAUCCGCGGUGUCUUACCAAAACAUGUGAGGUACACCAUAACACGGUUGUGUUUCUUCUUCAAUGCUAUAUGUGAGAAAGUUAUUGAUGUGUCAAAGUUGGAUGCAAUUCAAAGAGAUAUUGUGACGACUUUGUGUUUGCUUGAAAAGCAAUUUCCUCCAUCAUUUUUUGAUAUAAUGAUUCAUUUGGUCGUCCAUCUUGUGCAAGAAGUUGAAUUAUGUGGGCCGGUUUGGUAUAGAUGGAUGUAUCCAUUUGAAAGAUAUAUGAAAAUCCUAAAAGGCUAUGUGCGCAAUCGUAAUCGACCCGAAGGAUGUAUUGCUGAAUGCUAUAUUGCUGAAGAGGCAGUGGAAUUUUGCGCCGACUAUUUGUCUCAUGUCCACACAAUUGGAAUCCGAUCUAGUAGUCUGCAAACAAGCCAAACAAAGCCUUUAUCAAGUCCUGAAAACCAGAUGAUAAGUGAGACAGAGUGGGAGCAAGCACAUCGAUAUGUAUUGAACAAUGAUCUCGAGAUUGAUCCAUAUAUCGAGUAA
This is a messenger RNA of Salvia miltiorrhiza (redroot sage), 2535 nucleotides long. RefSeq lists its product as uncharacterized. The coding region runs from base 1 to 2535 and encodes 844 amino acids. The record is from RefSeq and is a predicted model, not a curated record. Lineage: Eukaryota; Viridiplantae; Streptophyta; Magnoliopsida; Lamiales; Lamiaceae. The transcript has a single exon.